UAAUUUAGAAAAAACAAAAAUGAGGGCAGUCAGUUUUGUAAAAAGGUUGCAGUGGGAUUUACCUGGUACUGUCUGUAGACAUGGCCUAACAAUAGGAGACGUAGACAAUGAUGGUGAUAAUGAAUUAGUUGUUGGCACUACGGAAGGAGAACUUUACAUCUUUAAAGGAUCGGAGUUAUGGCAAAAGAUAUCUGGACUAGGUCUUGUUACCAGUGUAGCAGUAGGAGAUAUUUUUAAUUAUGGAAGAAAUGCGUUAGUUGUGAUAUGUGGCGAUGGCUGGGCACACAUAUUUUAUAGUCCAAGGUCUGUUAAUCCUAAUAUCACCAAUGCAACAAGUACCAUUCAGCAAUCAACUAAAGAUGUGAUUGAUCAAGAUAACAUUAAGCUUGAUUUCUCAAGUUUAGAUCAAAUAGAUAGUAACAAUGAAGCAAAUGAGUUGUCCGGUAAAAUGGAAUGUGUCCACGUGCAAAGAAUUCCGACUAAUACGAAAAUAGUGUUAGUGGCGGAUGUUGACAAAGAUGGGGCAAACGAAAUGAUACUUGGUUUGACUGAUCGCGUGGUCAGAUCUUACAGAUGGUCAAGCAAUCUCGAGUUGGGAAGGGGAAAGCUGGUCGGAUUGAACAAAUGGGAAUGUGCUAAUCAAAUAGGGACGGUUACGUUACAGCACAUGGCGGAUGGGACGCCUACAUUAUUAGUUGCUCAACCCGGGGGAACAUUCAUGCGAAUCAAAUAUAAUUUGGAGGAUUGUCGUUUGGAUGAUGAAACUCAUCAAAAAAAUGGCGAAACAGCUGCGAGCUAUGUGGACUACCAAACAUUGGGAAUAUCGAGAAUGCGUAACCAAAAUAUCUCGACGGAAAUCAUAGGAGAUCUAGAAUCCGCGCCAGAAGUAAGGAGAGAUAGUCUAGAUCCAGCGGAAGGGCGAAAAAAAUCUGCAAUAGAAAAUUUAAAAAUCAAUAGAACUCUUGGAAACAUUGAUCUUUCUAGCGGGGAUCAAGUCGAUGGUAAUAUUUUGGGAGGCAAUGUGAUUCUAGGUGAUUACGAUGUGAAAUCGGAAAAAGAUUUCCUGUUACCUUCGUAUAAAGAUUUUUCGUGCCACGACAAUAGCAAUAACAAUAACGAGGGAAACUUAAAGGCGAAAGACAUAAAUGAAACUGACGUGACUGAUAAAAAAAAUUCAUCACAAGUCAAGCCGUACGCUCUUGCUACGUUGGACGGAACGAUAAUGUUAGUCAAGGAUGAAAUUAUUCUAUGGUCGAUGCAAGUGGAUCAUCAGAUAUUUGCUUUGUGUCGUCUAGACAUAACUGGUGACGGUUCCGACGAGAUAGUAGCUUGCGCAUGGGACGGGCAAACCUACAUUUUGGAUCAACAACGGAACAGCGUGCGAUUUCAAUUCGAGGAACCAGUUAGGGCAUUUUGCACCGGCAACUAUAAUGUGACUCCCGGAAUAUCGACGCCUUGCGUCGUGUAUAACAGCUUUAACAAUAAGAUUUUUUUGUACUAUGACGUCACGCUUCCAAGUAUGGUUACCAAACCGCUGAAUCCAAUCGAAGAAUUGAGUUUCGAGGAAGAGCGGACUUUGGACGAUCUUUUAGGAGACUGUACAGAUACGGAGAGGCAACAAAGGAUGCAACAGUUAACGGAGUGGUUGUUGUAUGGGAUGUCUUAAGAAGAUUUAAUGUUCUAGAUUGUAUAUACGACUAAAGGAAAAAAAUAUAUAUGAGAAUCGUUAUAUAUUAA
Messenger RNA from Ceratina calcarata, 1737 nucleotides. RefSeq names its product KICSTOR complex protein ITFG2. The record is from RefSeq and is a predicted model, not a curated record. The transcript is spliced from 7 exons. Gene Ontology annotation, cellular component: KICSTOR complex. Lineage: Eukaryota; Metazoa; Arthropoda; Insecta; Hymenoptera; Apidae. Gene Ontology annotation, biological process: regulation of TOR signaling. Bases 20 to 1666 code for a protein of 548 amino acids.